AUUCCUCCUCCCCUCGGAGUCUGACAGCCCCGUUAGCUGCCGCUGCUCACCGGCAAUGAUACAGCAAACACGGUCUCGUUAAGGGCACACGGCCGCCCGAUUUUGACACGAAAAGACCGACAUUAGUCCCGACGACACUGUCAGUUGAUUGUAGAUGACGUGCGAUAGUCGCCAAGUUUGUUUCGGGGGGAAAGAAGAGGACGUCAGCCAGAGGAAUGGACGCAGCGACUGGUUUCAUGCGACAUAGGUCGACGACCACCUGACCGCCGCAAAAGAAGUGUUUAUACGGCGGAAAAAAGCCUUCGCUUUGCUUGGCUGUGACGCGACCAUUUGAGCUGUACAACAUUUGCAAGGUACGACAAGAUCCGGAGGAGCGGAGCUAAUCACUUUCUGUUGACCUAACAGGGCUUUUAAGCUAACUGUCUAGCCGAAUUUUUUUGAAUGAAUUAUUCCUUUUUAUUCACCUCUGCUUUUAUGUAAGGCACAUUAGUGUGUUUAGUCGCUGAAGUCCGCGUAUUAAGUCCAAUUCCCGUCGUUAAUGGAAUGAAAUAAGUCAUUUGACAUUUCACUGAUGGGGCUUUAGCAUCACAGGCGAGCUAGCCGCCAGGCCUUUUUCCAAGGAACGCAACCAACUUGAGCCUGUCUUGAGCGAGUAUGCACCACCAGGACUUUUCUGGAGACCCGCCCGCUGCUGGUAGUAGCAGGAAGACUGUGUAUCAUUACCGCCGAGGCAGCAGCGGGGCCCCUGCCUCUUCCACUGGCUCUGGAGUCGUCAUGAUUGAAGACAGUCCGGCCCCGGCUGGAACGUCCUCCCCAGGACCUCACCAGCAGCCCGCGUCCCAGUUGGCCGGAGCCCAGAUGAAGAAGAAAAGCGGUUUCCAGAUAACGAGCGUCACUUCUGCCCAGGUCAACGUAAGCGGCAGUAACAGCCUGGCCGAUGACACCGAGAGCUAUGACGACCUGGAUGAAUCACACACCGAGGACCUCUCCUCCUCUGAUAUGCUGGAUGCUUCGGUGUCCCGGGCCACGGACACGGGCGUGCCGGAGAGAAGUUCGUCGGAUGAGACGUUAAACAGUCUCCACGGGGUCGACACGCCAGGCCUCGUGUCGCCGAACGAGCCUUCGUAUCCACAUUCCAUCCAGGGAUCCCAGAAGCAAACUUCCAUGGUAAAUGGAACCGUGCAGCAUUAUUACCCUCUGCCCAAUCCGCAUCACCCAGACAACUUGGGGGGAGGUGAACCAUCGUUGCCAGUUCUUCCCAAUGCUAGCACCAGCCCAGGUGUGGUUUUCAAAACAGGGGUUACCCAGUCCCAGAAGCCACCACUGUUGGAUAGCACCAAACCCGCAGGUGGGGUAGCUCAACCAUCAGCCCCUACUGCUGGUAGAGCCAGUGAUGCACAUUCACAAGGCAAUGGGAAUUUUCCAAAUGUCUCUACUGUCAAUCCAGUUCACCCAUCUGGGCAACAAGGUUUUGACAACAGCGGUGUGAGUGCGCCAACAUCUUCCACUGGUGGAGGAACAGGCCCGCCUGCUGCUGCCUCUAGCACUCAAACCCAGACGACGACCAGCUCUCGUUUCAGGGUGGUCAAACUGGACACUAACUCUGAGCCGUUCCGCAAAGGGAGAUGGACGUGUACGGAAUAUUAUGAGAAAGAGAUUCCACCCGCAGCGAUAUCGGAGGCACCUAAAGGUGCAGAGGCUUCUGUAGAGACUGAGCCUGGUAAUGCUGGAGUAAGUCCCGUACUUCCAGCUGUCCAGCCACCUCACAAUUUGCAACCUUAUCAGCUGCCCAGCCAGGACUUCACCAGUCCACAUUCAAUUCAAAGCCCACCACAAGCACCGGUGCAAACUACCCCACUCAACUAUGUGUCACCCCAGGAAAUAGUUGGUGCCGCUCACAUGCAGAAGCCAGGCACUCCCGGUGCUCUCCCGGCAACUAUGCAGCAGGUGAGCGGGCAGGCUGCUAUAAACCAAUCCCCUCAGCAGUUACCCUACGCUGUGGACUGGCACCAGGCACAAGCCCAGGGGGGAUAUGUUUCACCUCUUCUUAAUACCGGAAUCCUAGCCGGAGGAAGCGGUCGGCAGCCAGACUUCAUUCAACCCACUGCUCCAUUUCAAACCCAGGUUCAGCCUCCACUGACACACAUUGUAGCAUCCAUAUCAGCAGGAUCAGGGGUCGCCGCACAUCCACCAGGCAACAUCGCUCAACACUUACCCCAUCUUGGUCAUCUGUCUCCAGCUGUUGGGGAAACCAGACAGCAACCUUCUCAUUCUCUACAGCCAGUCUCCACCCCCACUGUACCACCAGCGCAUGGAACCCCAUACACGCCUUUGACUGCACUUCAAGCUGACCUUCAACCCCUUCUGACUCCAGGCACGACUCUUUACCCCGGCCCAGUGUCAGGAGGAAGCUCCCUCAAAUCCUCCCAGCUGGAAGAUGCGCAUAAGUUUUUAUUUCAGCACCAAGGCCUUCUGGGACUGCCCAGGCUGGGCACUGCCACGGGUGGAGUUGCCCUGGACGCCGGCAUCGCUGUCGGAAGCUUGGCCCACAUGGGGAUGUCAGCUGAGGCCAGCGCCUUCGUGGCUGCUGCUGCUGCUGGCCUGAGGACUCACCCUGCUGAAGGAGAGGAGGACAGCUCCUCGGGUGCGAGUGUGGUGGCCAUCGACAACAAGAUCGAGCAAGCCAUGGACCUGGUGAAGAGUCACCUGAUGUACGCUGUGCGCGAGGAGGUGGAGGUGCUGAAGGAGCAGAUCAAGGAGCUGAUCGAGCGCAACACCCAGCUGGAGCAGGAGAACAACCUGCUAAAGACCCUGGCCAGCCCAGAGCAGAUGGCCCAGUUCCAAGCCCAGGUCCAGACCGGCGGCUCCCCCACCGGCGCCGCCCAGCCCGUGGUCCAGGCCUCGGCGGGGACGACGCAAGUCCUCCCUUCCGCACAAAACUCUGGCGCAUCCGCGUAAAAAAAUAAAAAAAUCCCCAGCUGUGAGGGGUUAGCGAAUGGGAACAGAGGAGCCAUAAUAUAACCCCUCCUCCUCCUCCUCCUCCUCCCCCUUCCUCAACACUAUGAGGAUUUCCUACGGUUUUUGUUGCACAUUUUGUUCAUGGUGUACGUCUGCCUUGACUUUGACCUGCUUCGAACAAUCGCUGUUGUCAUGGUGACGGGGGACACACACACCAAGAUUAUGUGAAUUGAUCUGUGGAAAGUGUGCCAUUGCCCCCCCACCCCCCACGCACCCCCACUCAAUCAGCACACAUUCCUUUUAUUUUUGUUUCUUUUUGUCAGUGCAUCUUCUCCACUUGCACAUGUCGCUGCUACCAAUGGACAAACUUUUUAACCGAGGACUCCCCCAUCUGGAAUGGGACGAUAUUGGUGGCGCCAUCACUGUUCACUUCGGCAUCUUCUCUAGUGUCACGUGACCCCCCUCGACACACCCAACCCUCUCGGAUGGGGACCUAAAUAUUUAUGCAGGGAAUCAAUGUUCUUUUUUUUGUUUUUUUUUUUAGAGAGAAAGGUUUUUUUUUGUCGGUUGAGGUAAUUUAUGUCCAAGUGAUGUGCAACAGUUAAAAAUAACGGCGAGGUGUUGGAUAGGACGAACCACAACAUUGCCAAUUCAGCCAAGUGCCUGGUGUGUAACCAUAGAUACAUAUAUAAUCUCUUUUUCAAUUAUUUUAUAUGUACAUAUACGUGUGUGUGUAUAUAUAUAUAUAUAUAUAUAUAUCUAUGGUUUGCCAGGUUGAGAAGUACCUGCUAGAUCAGCACUUGUGGUGAGAACAGACGACGAUUAUUUACCUCGGACGCUCAAAACAAUAACGGACUGUUUCUUGUUUGAGAAUGUUUCACUUGAGUUGUUUUAAGCGAGUGAGGACGUUUCACUUUUCUUUUCAGUCUUUUUGUACAGCCGGGUGGUGUGGGCAAACAAGGAAAUGCCUGGCGAGGAGGUACGUGAGUGUUUUUGUGCAUGUUCCUCAGCCCGACACAAAUGUGACGUUACGAUUUGCACUAGACAGUUGCACCUCAAAUAAAAGUGAAAACAGAGAAAAAGAGACCUGUUUUUUGUUUGGUUUUGUUCGGGUACUUGCAUUAUGUUAUGCUUGUAAUGAGGAACUGGGAUUCAAACCUUUAACUCAUUAAUAUUGUUUUCAAAUGUAUAACUAAAAUAUUUAUGAUUGCAAGAAGUUAAA
Messenger RNA from Entelurus aequoreus (snake pipefish), 4180 nucleotides. Its product is annotated as TSC22 domain family protein 1-like. The record is from RefSeq and is a predicted model, not a curated record. Bases 655 to 2958 code for a protein of 767 amino acids. NCBI's taxonomy places the organism in Eukaryota, Metazoa, Chordata, Actinopteri, Syngnathiformes, Syngnathidae. Gene Ontology annotation, biological process: regulation of transcription by RNA polymerase II. The transcript is spliced from 3 exons.